AUGGCGCGACCGGCCCCGCCUAACGGUGCCCGGCUGCCCCGCUUCGGAAGUCUGUCGGUCACCAGUGCUCCCAUGGCCUUGCUGUCCUCACCGGGGCCAGAGAGCGUGCAGAACCGGGUGGCCCGCACCCUCGCCAACCUGGCACUGGAGCCCGACGGUGCUCGGGACGUCCUUGACGCCGGUGCCGGUCCCCUCCUGGUGUCCCUGGCUGCCUCCUGUGGCACCCCCGAGUGCCUCCACAGUGCCGCCCGUGCCCUCCGCAUCCUGGGGGCCGCUCCGGCACCCCGCCGGGCCCUGGGCCGAGCAGGGGCUGUCCGAGCCCUGGCCUCCCGCCUGGCCUCCCUCUCCCCGACCCACCCCGCCUGCCCAGCCGUCGCCCGAGCCCUGCGGGGUCUCACUGACAGCCCCGGCCCCUCAGCCGAUGACGUGGCCCCUGCUUUGCCCGCCUUGGCUGCCCUGGCUGCCCAUGCCAAGCGGGACCACCGCCAACCCGCCCUGGGAGCCAUUGCCAACGCCUGUGCCCGCGCCCCGCUCCGACCUGCCCUGGGGGCCGCCGGAGCGGUGGAGGCGGUGACUGAGGAGGUGAGGAGGGCAUUGGCGUCCCCCAAUGUCGCCGGUGCCACUGUAGCCGUCCGGGCGCUCUGCCUGCUGUGCCGGGAGGCCGUCAACCGGGCACGGGUACGGGCGGCCGGUGGGUUGGGACUGCUCCUGCGCCUUCUGGCCGAGCCCUGCGCCCGGCCAUGGCGUCCCCGCGUCCUCCUGGCUUUGGCCGCCUUCGCCUACGACCAGGAGGCGUUGGUGGCCCUGGAGGCCCGUGGCCUCGUCCCACUGCUCGCUGACGUCCUGCGGGGGGACCCCUGGCUCCCCGAAGCCCCCGCUCUCUUACUUUUGGGGCGCCUAGCAGCUACCGAUGAGCCCAGCCGAGCCCUGGCCACUGCCCCUGUCGUUUCGGGGCUCCUCCGCUACCUGACGGGGGUCUCUGCCCCGGCCCCCCGGGCUGCCUGGGUGCUGCAGCGCCUAACAGGGCACCCUGCUUUUUUGGGGGCGCUGGUCCGGGCUUACGUCCCCUCCCUGCUCCGCUCCUGGCUGGUCCUUGGCCUCACCCCAUCCCAGGCCGAGGAGCUCUCACGGCCCGGGGGACCCAGGCAUCCGGCUGCCCCCCCUCACCCCCGCCAGGCACGCCUCAAGGAGCUGGCAGCUCCCUUUGGCGUGGGGCUGCUGACCCACAUGCUGCGCUGCGGGGCCCCCCCGGCCCGCCUGGCCUGCGCCACCGCCCUGCCCCUGCUCACCAGGCCAGCGUCCCCAGCGCGGGGGCUGCUGUGGGGAGGGGGGGCAGUGGCCCUGCUGCUCUCGGCGGUGGCCCGGGGCCCUGCAUCCCCCUACGAGCCCCCCCCGGCCUUCGCCCUCUACGCUGCUGAUGCUAUCGCCCUCCUGCGGGGACAUGCCGGGGACACACCGGGGGACAUCGGGGACAUGCCGGGGGAUGGCGAGGACACACCUGGACACGCCAAUGCCAAGGACCUGCAGACCCCCCACGACCUCCUCCUCCUCCCCAAUGGCACCCACCCUGGGGUGCCAGUGGCCCGGGCGGCCCUGACCCAGGGGUCCCCUGUCUUGGGAGCCAUGUUGGGGGGGGCCUUCGCCGAGGCCCGCCAGGCAGCUGUGGCCUUGGGCUGUGCCCCCCGCCACCCUCUCCUCCUCCUCCUCCAUUUUGUCCAUGGCUGCCGGGGCCACCCCAGGGAUGGGUGUCCCCUCCUGUCCCCCCCCGUGUCCCCUGCUGCCGCCGGUGCUGCCAUUGCCUUGGCCCGCCGUUACCUGGUAGAGGGCUUUGAGGGUGUCGUGGCCACUGCCAUCACCGCAUCCCCUGGUGCCCUCUGGGCCUUGGCCGAGCGGUGGGGUUGCGCCCCAUUGGCUGCCCGGGCCGCCCAGGCCAUUUUGGGGGGGCUGCCCCACAAUGUGGCCCCCCGCUUGGUUCGGGUGGCCCGGCUGGCCCGAUGCCCCCCUCGCCUGGCCCGGGCCUUGAUGGCUGUUGUGGCACCCCGGGGGGCCCAGCCCCACCUUGAUAUGGGGGAGCCAUGGGGUGGGGGCGACCCUCUGCUGCGACCCCCAGGAGAUGCUGAUGGGAGCCUCAGGGAUGUCCAGGAGGACCUCAGGGACCUAGAGGAUGACUUUGGGGUCCCUUACGAGGACCUUGGGGACACCCAGGGAGACCUUGGCAAUGUGGCAGAUCCCUUUGGGGACCCCUUAGGUGAAGAUGAUGUGGACAUGGAGGUCAAGGGGCCUCUCUAA
Molecule: messenger RNA, 2289 nt
Organism: Nipponia nippon (crested ibis)
Lineage: Eukaryota; Metazoa; Chordata; Aves; Pelecaniformes; Threskiornithidae
Source: RefSeq, a predicted model, not a curated record